This is a messenger RNA of Nyctereutes procyonoides (raccoon dog), 1970 nucleotides long. RefSeq names its product DDB1 and CUL4 associated factor 13 (gene DCAF13). The record is from RefSeq and is a predicted model, not a curated record. Gene Ontology annotation, molecular function: protein binding. Lineage: Eukaryota; Metazoa; Chordata; Mammalia; Carnivora; Canidae. Gene Ontology annotation, biological process: maturation of SSU-rRNA from tricistronic rRNA transcript (SSU-rRNA, 5.8S rRNA, LSU-rRNA). The coding region runs from base 89 to 1426 and encodes 445 amino acids. Gene Ontology annotation, cellular component: nucleolus; small-subunit processome. The transcript has 11 exons.
GAGGCGGAAGCGGCGUGUGCUUGCGGUGGCGGGGGGCGCCCGAUCUCGGAGGUAAAGUUUGGGGAGUCGGGGACGCCCAGCAGCCAAAAUGAAGGUGAAGAUGCUGAGCCGGAACCCGGACAACUAUGUCCGCGAAACCAAGCUGGACUUACAACGAGUUCCAAGAAACUAUGAUCCUACCUUACAUCCUUUUGAGGUCCCACGAGAGUACGUAAGAGCUUUAAAUGCUACCAAACUGGAACGGGUAUUUGCAAAACCAUUUCUUGCUUCCCUGGAUGGUCACCGAGAUGGAGUCAAUUGCUUGGCAAAGCAUCCAAAGAGCCUGGCUACUGUCCUUUCUGGGGCAUGUGAUGGAGAGGUUAGAAUUUGGAAUUUGACUAAACGAAAAUGUAUCCGCACAAUACAAGCACAUGAAGGUUUUGUACGAGGAAUAUGUACUCGAUUUUGUGGGACUUCUUUUUUUACUGUUGGUGAUGACAAAACUGUGAAGCAGUGGAAAAUGGAUGGACCAGGCUAUGGAGAAGAGGAGGAACCAUUGCAUACAAUACUAGGAAAGACAGUGUAUACAGGAAUUGAUCAUCACUGGAAAGAAGCUGUUUUUGCCACAUGUGGACAGCAAGUAGACAUUUGGGAUGAGCAAAGAACAAGUCCUAUAUGUUCAAUGACCUGGGGAUUCGACAGUAUAAGUAGUGUUAAAUUUAAUCCAAUUGAGACAUUUCUCUUGGGAAGUUGUGCUUCUGACAGAAAUAUAGUACUAUAUGAUAUGAGGCAAGCUACUCCCCUGAAAAAGGUCAUCUUAGAUAUGAGAACAAAUACAAUAUGUUGGAACCCUAUGGAAGCUUUCAUUUUUACUGCAGCAAAUGAAGAUUACAACUUAUAUACUUUUGAUAUGCGUGCACUGGACACUCCCGUAAUGGUACAUAUGGAUCAUGUAUCUGCGGUGCUUGAUGUGGAUUAUUCUCCCACUGGGAAAGAGUUUGUGUCAGCUAGUUUUGAUAAAUCUAUUCGUAUCUUUCCUGUGGACAAAAGUAGAAGCAGGGAGGUCUAUCACACAAAGAGAAUGCAACAUGUUAUCUGUGUGAAAUGGACUUCUGACAGCAAAUAUAUUAUGUGUGGAUCUGAUGAAAUGAACAUUCGUCUUUGGAAAGCUAAUGCUUCUGAAAAAUUGGGUGUGCUUACAUCACGAGAAAAAGCAGCCAAAGAUUAUAACCAGAAGUUGAAGGAGAAAUUUCAACAUCAUCCUCACAUAAAACGCAUUGCUCGUCACCGGCACCUACCAAAAUCCAUCUACAGCCAGAUCCAGGAACAGCGCAUCAUGAAGGAAGCUCGCCGACGAAAGGAGGUGAAUCGUCUCAAACACAGCAAGCCCGGGUCUGUGUCGAUUGUCCCAGAGAAGAAGAAACACAUAGUGGCAGUUGUGAAAUAAUACUUGGUAUCCCUACCAAUCCUGAUGUCUAAUCAUUUGUUACCUAUUGAUAUGUGGACUCUGCAAAUAAAGUACUGGUUCUAGAAUAAUAACACACGGUUUAGUUACAGGUAGAGCACUAUGUACCAUGAGAAAUAGUCCUGAAAGGUGGCCUGGUUGUUAAGACUGUCCAACAUUUUAACCCUAAUCUGCUUUCUUAUUUCACUCAAGAAUACAGUAUUUGCAAACUAUUUAUUACCGAUAGAAAUUGCAGAUAUACUUCCUCUUUGACCUGUUAUUGUAGAUAUACUAUACAUUUUAAUUUAUGUUUAAGACCAAACCUCUCUUUUGUUACCUUUAAUACUACUUUGGGUAACUAUUGCAGUGAUUCUUCCUGAUGAUACAUAACAUGUGGAAGAAUUAUGUCAGAACUUUCUCAAUUCAAUUUUCUGUGCUUUAUUUUUAUUUAGCUUUUUGAGAGUUUAAAGAUGAUCAGUCUGCAUUUAUAUAACUUUUAUAAGAAUUAUAAUUUAUGGUUUAAGAUAAUAAAACAUCCUUUUCUCUG